AACAGAUCCUCAGGGUUUAUUGUUGCAGUCAUUAAGUAGAAGGGAAAAUCAAGCAUAUAAAUACCCUCAUUAAAAGCCAUGUCUGUACCAUCUGUUGUGUACGUGCUGUGCUUCAAGCAUACUCCGUGCCUCAUCUUGACCGAGCAAGUACUCCGUAUUUAUGUAUAUUAUGGCGCUCUUUCCAGACAAUAUCUCCAAUUUCACAAUUUCAGCGCAAAAACGCAACGUUGCCAUUGCGGAGAUCACCCUAUUCUCGCUCAUUCUUAUUGUUCAGUUUUUCACCAGAUUCAUCCAGGAACGCCACUACUGGCACCAUAAGAAACGUCGAAGCAAUGCUCGUUGCUUUCUCUACUCCUGGUGGGGGAUGAUAGGCAUUCUGGCACAACUCCGAAUCGUCGGCUCAGCAUUGAUGAUUUCUCACCCCAAGCCAAGUCAGUCGAUGCUGAUCGCUGAAACUUGUCUGCAAGGUGUAGGGUUAUCACCUCUUCUUUUUGAGGUCAGCCUGAUCCUCCUUCGAACUGGACAAUCAGGCCAAACCGGCCCCGGAAACUCACGACACCCGAAAUAUUUACGGUUCAUGCUGCACUUCUUCCGAUUUCCUGUCGUCGUUUCUAUAUUGUUGGCCUUGGUUGGUGGUAUCAUCAAUAUCCGCGGUUGUGCGAUAGCUGGAACAGUGGGGUUUAUUCUCACGUUCGUAUUUGUGUGCUGCCUGGUAAUUGGGAUGGCCGCAACAUCCCGCAGCACACUCUCCGCAACUGGCUAUCAGAGUGUGCUGGUGGUUCUUUCGACUCUCCCGUUCCUGACGGGGCGAAUUGCUUAUUUUGUGUUGGCAGAAUAUGGCCCACAGAAGUAUAGUCCGGUUAUCGGGGAUGCUAGCGUCAUGGCUGGAAUGGGAUUGCUGAUGGAGAUCUUUAUUGCGGUUCUGUUGCUUGUUUCACGGGCUGUCGCAGAACCAUUUCGGGUAGCCGAUUUUAUUAUGAUCGAUGCUGAGGACAACUGA
This is a messenger RNA of Aspergillus ochraceoroseus IBT 24754, 1000 nucleotides long. RefSeq lists its product as uncharacterized. The coding region runs from base 161 to 1000 and encodes 279 amino acids. The record is from RefSeq and is a predicted model, not a curated record. NCBI's taxonomy places the organism in Eukaryota, Fungi, Ascomycota, Eurotiomycetes, Eurotiales, Aspergillaceae. The transcript has 3 exons.